Messenger RNA from Pogona vitticeps (central bearded dragon), 2886 nucleotides. RefSeq names its product beta-1,3-glucuronyltransferase 1 (gene B3GAT1). Gene Ontology annotation, molecular function: galactosylgalactosylxylosylprotein 3-beta-glucuronosyltransferase activity. NCBI's taxonomy places the organism in Eukaryota, Metazoa, Chordata, Lepidosauria, Squamata, Agamidae. Gene Ontology annotation, cellular component: Golgi membrane. Gene Ontology annotation, biological process: carbohydrate metabolic process; chondroitin sulfate proteoglycan biosynthetic process. The record is from RefSeq and is a predicted model, not a curated record.
AAGGGACCCAGAAAACCUCACCCCCCAGCAGCUCCUCGCCGUCCCUCCGGAGACGCCGCCUUCGCUCCUCACCGGCAGCUGCCUCUGCAAACCUGCUUGUGCAAUGGGUGGGUUGUGAGGGCCGGUAAGACCGACGAGCCGCCUGGCCUUGGCCACUGUCUUCUCUCUCUCUCUCUUUCUCCUUUCCGGCCCAUUUCUUCCUCUCCUCCAUGUGCUCUGCUGUUCUGUCUCUGGGGUUUUCGCUGUCAGGUAAUGAGGAACCCUGGGUCCCGUCAGCCUUGGAGAUGCCGAAGCGACGCGACAUCCUGGCUAUCGUGCUGAUAGUGCUGCCCUGGACGCUGCUAAUCACCGUCUGGCACCAGAGCACCAUUGCGCCGCUGCUUGCAGUGCACAAGGACGAUGGUGGGGACGCCCGUCGCGACUUCUCCCAGGGCUCCGACUCCAAGGAGUAUUGCCUCUCAGACCGGGAUAUUGUGGAGGUGGUUAGGACAGAAUACGUCUACACCCGCCCGCCUCCUUGGUCGGACGCUUUGCCCACCAUCCACGUCAUCACACCCACCUACAGCCGACCGGUCCAAAAGGCAGAGCUGACUCGGCUGGCCAACACUUUUUUGCACGUCCCAAACUUGCACUGGAUCCUGGUGGAGGAUUCCCAGCGACGGACUCCUCUCGUCACGCGGCUCUUGAGGGACACGGGGCUGAACUACACCCACCUCAACGUGGAGACCCCACGCAACUACAAGCUAAGGGGGGACAUGAGAGACCCAAGGAUUCCCCGGGGGACCAUGCAAAGGAAUCUGGCUUUAAGGUGGCUGCGGGAGACGUUUAACAAGAACAACAGCCAACCGGGAGUGGUUUACUUUGCCGACGAUGACAACACCUACAGCCUGGAGCUGUUUGAGGAGAUGCGGACCACCAGGAAAGUGUCCGUGUGGCCGGUGGCCUUUGUGGGAGGUUUGCGCUACGAAUCGCCCAAAGUAAACGCGGCUGGGAAGGUGUACGGCUGGAAGACCGUCUUCGAUCCUCACCGCCCUUUCGCCAUCGACAUGGCAGGCUUCGCAGUAAACCUCAGGCUCAUCCUCCAGCGACCUCAGGCGUACUUCAAAUUACGAGGGGUAAAGGGCGGCUACCAGGAGAGCAGCUUGCUCCGGGAGCUGGUGACGCUGAAUGACCUUGAGCCCAAAGCUGCCAAUUGCACUAAGAUUCUCGUCUGGCACACAAGGACGGAGAAGCCAGUCCUGGUGAACGAGGGGAAGAAAGGUUUCACAGAUCCCAAUGUGGAAAUCUGACAUCACACUACAAAAAAACCCCAGAGCAAGUAUUAACAGUGUAUUCCUUCUCGUGGAGUCCUCGAGCCAGCCAACCGGGUCUCCAGGCUAUCGUCUGGAUACAUUAAACCAAUUGAGAGCAACUGAGCCGAAUCAUCAAACCUACCAGACCGCUCAAGGCUCUCCUGCGCUUCCUCGUAAAACUCUUGAAUGAAGAAGGAAGGAUACACACUUGGGACCUUUGGAGACAAACCAGUUAUUUAAGGGAGGGAAAAGCCAAGAGGAAAAACAAAAAGCACAGAACCAGUGGAGUUGGGAUCCCUUUUGCACUGAGAUGCAGAGGCCAGUGGGGAUGCUGCAGGUGGGAAGGUCUGAAUGAUGGACGUGGAAGGAAGUGUGCUUGAAAAGCACCGUCCAGGAGCUGAGCAACAGCCCAAGGGACGGGCUUCUGCAAGAUGUUAAUAAGGACAAAGGUCACCAUUUUGACCAGGGACGGAUUGCACCGUGCAUAUCCUCCACCCGCUCCUCUGUCUCCACCCCAGCAGGAAUGGAACUUACUUGGACACAACCAUACAAAGCAGCAUUGAGAGGAGGGUGGUGCCUUUGGCUGUGGCACUCUUGCUGUUGAAAUUUAUGCCGUUAAAAGAUGGUCAGAUUUGGGCAAGGCAUAGGAAGGAUGGUAGGGGUGGAAGACUGCCAGUUGUAAACUAGCGCAUGCCCAAUGUUACCCCCCCUUUCCUGAAAUCCAUACCUCUUCCAUCAGCUCUAGGGAACUGGGUUAUAUCUUGUGUUCUGUUUAAUGUGACCAAAACCACAUGACAGGUUUUCUCACCAGGGCUCCGUAUUCUGUGGAUCGGGACAUGAUAUUUCUGAACCAGCCUGAUCCCAGUGGCACCGAUCCUUCGAGGCAUCAGGCUUCUACAACCUAAGUGCCAGUCUCAACUUAUACGAAGACUUGCGAGAUGACCUACCAUGCUCAGCGCCAAGCAAUGCUGCAAAAGAUCUCAUUCUCCCGGGGAUGAACACACUCCCCAUUGGGGCCCACGAGAAAAUGUCCAGAGAAAUAAGAGAAGGAAACUGGAAAAAAAAGGGCAGCAGCAAUCUUCUCUCAUGGAGUGAGUCCAGAAUUGAUUUCAGAAGCAUGUCUCCGGCCUCAAGAUGGGCUUGUAACUUUGGGAUGCUGUUCAUGGGACUACUGAAGGCCAAUGAGGGGGGUUAGGGUCAAAGUCAGAGAUUGUGAUUCACAAGUCAUCAAGGCGCUAUUAUCAAAGCCUAGAGCAAUCUGUGGCUAGGAUUAUGAUCUGCCAGCAAAUCCAAGGAAGGCUGGGGUGUGUGAGAAAGAUGAUGCUGGCAGCACCUUUUGAAGCAAACUGCUGUCUUAUAGCCGAAGAAGCACACUAGAGGGAAGAAGGUAGCAGCACUCAGAUCUGUACCACUCAAAUGAGGGGGCGAAAUCUUUGUACAUCUUGUUUUUAAAAAAUCUCCCAGCAAGCUAGCACACCAGGGGAUAAGAUAGUCAAUAUCCUCCUUCUCUGCUGUGCUUAAUCAUAAAGUAAUAAUCAUGUGCCUCCAAGUCAAUUCUGACUUAGGGCAACACUUUUCAGGUUUUCCAAGUAGA